Messenger RNA from Neoarius graeffei (lesser salmon catfish), 1527 nucleotides. RefSeq names its product calcium channel, voltage-dependent, beta 4a subunit (gene cacnb4a). The transcript is spliced from 14 exons. Lineage: Eukaryota; Metazoa; Chordata; Actinopteri; Siluriformes; Ariidae. The record is from RefSeq and is a predicted model, not a curated record. Gene Ontology annotation, cellular component: voltage-gated calcium channel complex. Gene Ontology annotation, molecular function: protein binding; high voltage-gated calcium channel activity. Gene Ontology annotation, biological process: chemical synaptic transmission; neuromuscular junction development; regulation of voltage-gated calcium channel activity. The coding region runs from base 1 to 1527 and encodes 508 amino acids.
AUGUCCCGACACAUCUACACUCGACACGGGACAAACGAUGGAGCUUCUAAAGCCGUGUUUCAGAUCAACAGAGGCACCUAUUCCCGCCGUAGCCGUCUCAAGAGGUCUGAUGGCAGCACAACUUCCACUAGCUUCAUCCUCCGGCAGGGUUCAGCUGAUUCCUACACGAGCAGGCCAUCUGACUCAGAUGUGUCUCUUGAGGAAGAGCAGGGUGGUCGUCAGGAGAGAGAGCAACAGGCUGUGGUGCAGCUGGAGAGGGCUAAGGCCAAAGCAGUAGCCUUCGCUGUGAAGACGAAUGUCAGUUACUGUGGUGCUCUGGAUGAAGAUGUUCCUGUAGCUGGAACUGCCAUUUCCUUUGACAUUAAAGACUUUCUCCACAUCAAGGAGAAGUACAACAAUGAUUGGUGGAUUGGGCGACUGGUAAAGGAGGGGUGUGACAUUGGUUUUAUCCCUAGCCCUUUAAAACUGGAGAAUAUCCGUCUUCAGCAGGAGCAGAAGAGGGGACGCUUCCAUGGGAAGUCCAGCGGGAAUUCCUCUUCCAGUCUUGGAGAGAUGGUGUCCAGCACCUUCAAAACCAAUCCUCCCUCUGCAGCUAAACAGAAACAGAAAGUGGCUGAGCAUAUUCCUCCAUAUGAUGUUGUCCCCUCCAUGAGGCCGGUGAUUUUGGUUGGUCCAUCACUAAAGGGAUAUGAGGUGACAGAUAUGAUGCAGAAAGCACUUUUUGACUUCCUGAAGCACAGGUUUGAUGGCAGGAUAUCUAUUACAAGAGUGACGGCAGAUAUCUCAUUAGCAAAGAGAUCUGUGCUCAGCAACCCAAGCAAGAGAGCCAUUAUUGAAAGAUCCAACACCAGGUCAAAUUUGGCGGAAGUCCAGAGUGAGAUCGAGAGGAUCUUCGAGCUGGCUAGAGCUCUUCAGCUGGUUAUUUUGGAUGCUGACACGAUCAACCACCCAGCUCAGCUCAUUAAAACCUCAUUAGCACCCAUUAUCGUGCAUGUCAAAGUAUCUUCUCCCAAGGUCUUGCAGCGGUUGAUCAAAUCACGUGGGAAAUCACAGAGCAAGCACCUCAAUGUACAGUUGGUGGCUGCAGAUAAAUUGGCUCAGUGUCCUCUGGAAAUGUUUGACAUUAUUUUGGAUGAAAACCAGCUAGAGGAUGCAUGUGAACACCUGGCUGAGUACCUGGAAGCCUACUGGCGGGCAACACACACAUCACUGAGCACUCCACUCAACCCUCUGCUGGGACGCAACCUGGGCUCCACUGCUCUCACACCCUACCCCACAACCAUCUCCACUCUGCAGAGCCAAAGAAACAGAAACAGGAAUCAUUCCAGCAGUCAUUCUCCAAUUGAGAGGCGUAGUCUGAUGACAUCAACUGAAAACUACCACAACACGGAGCGUCAACAGAAGAGCCGAGAGCAGUGGCCACUGGUGGAGGAGGACUACACUGACCCAUACCAGGACACAUAUAAACCACAUCGGAGCCGUGGCUCUCCAGGGGGAUACAGCAAUGCCUCGCACCACAGAACCUAA